AUGAUAACAUCAGCUCCUUCUUGGAUUGACGAAUACAUAAAUAGUACAACAACGAAUGAUGAUGCAUCAUCAUCACAUAUAGAUGAUCAUGAGAUAUCUAUGCGAACAAAUUCUUUUGUAGUUUUUUUAUCGAAAUGGCUUUUACGUUUGGCGUGUAUAUCUAUUGCGCUUUUAUGCCCAUGGGCAAAUUAUAAAUUGAUAAAAUUAUUUCAAACACAUCGAUUUCAUAAAGAAUCAUCGGCUAAAUGGUAUAUAACAUUCAAAGCUGUAUUCGAUACCGCAUAUAUGUUUGUAUCAGUUCCAAUUAUAUUUUUUCUUACAUAUAAUAUUGAUAUAAUUCAUCGAAAUUUGCUAACAUGUAAAUUAAUAACAUAUGCACAUUAUUUAUCUGAUGAUUUAAUAUCAAUGUUACUUACACUAUUAUGUCUUGAUCGUAUGUUACGAAUAACAUGUGGUUAUCAUCUUCGUCAACGUUUUUCAUUAACUAUUUGUAUAAUAACAACAGUUUUUUUUACAAUUAUUAAUAUUCAUCAUAUAAUACGUUUACAACAUCGAGAUGGUUAUUGUCAUAAAACAUAUUUAAGUAUAUGGGAUUAUGAUUUUGAUGUCUACUAUUCAUUAGUGUAUACAUCAGUAACAUGGGCAACUAUAUUUAUAUCAAUAAUAAAUUUAACAGUUAGUAUUUAUUGUGAUCGAAUAAAACGUUUACAAUUAAGAAAACAAAAACAACAACAAGAACAACAGCAAAAACUAAGUAAAAUUUUUUUUAAUGGUAUUGAUUCAAUGGAAUUUUAUAAUGAUCAAGUUCAAUUAAUUUAUAGUAUAGAUGAUAUCGAAGCUUUAGUAGCCGUAGCUUUUGAACAAAAUAAUUCUAACAAUGAAUCUAACGAAAAAGAACAACAAGAUAAUGUUGAUUUACAAAUAACUGUAUGUGUUUUAAUAUUGUCGACUAUUUUUCUUGUUUGUAAUUUACCGAAUUUUAUUAUAUUUAUUCUGAGAUUUGUUCAUCAAUCAAAGUUUUCAAUAAUUGGUUAUAUAUUUUUUUAUAUAUCAAUUUUCCCAUUAUUAGUUGCUCAUACAAUAACUUAUUUUAUUUUUAAUCAUCUAGCUGCACGUCUUUUUCCUAAUAAUUCAUCAUGA
Rotaria sp. Silwood2 is the source of this 1140-nucleotide messenger RNA. The record is from the annotation of a GenBank genome assembly. Lineage: Eukaryota; Metazoa; Rotifera; Eurotatoria; Philodinida; Philodinidae.